Messenger RNA from Asterias rubens (European starfish), 1848 nucleotides. Its product is annotated as 26S proteasome non-ATPase regulatory subunit 5-like. Bases 53 to 1717 code for a protein of 554 amino acids. The record is from RefSeq and is a predicted model, not a curated record. The transcript has 7 exons. Gene Ontology annotation, cellular component: cytosol. NCBI's taxonomy places the organism in Eukaryota, Metazoa, Echinodermata, Asteroidea, Forcipulatida, Asteriidae. Gene Ontology annotation, biological process: proteasome assembly.
UCCAAAUACGCGACUGCCGGCUACUACUGGAGGUUCGUGUGCAUGUUCCAAAAUGGCGUCAAACAGUAACAACGUGAACGGUAGUGCCAUAAGUGCCACCAACCUUUCUACGACAGAUGAUCCAAGCAGUGUUCAUCUACUAAAAUUACUUGAACAAGGUUUUAACAGUAACACUAAUAAGUCGUUAUUAUUGCUCAUUGAUUUUAGGACAGCGCUCACAGCUGUAACACAAACCCAACUUCGAACAUUUGUUAGGAAUGUUUCUCUGCAGCCACUGUUUGCAUGCUUGAAAAUCUCAACCAUGUCAACUUGUUGUUCCUCCUCAACAACAACUUCAAGUUCAAGCAAAGCACGUUCAACAAGUUACAGUGAAACUGACAGAGAGAAACAUUCAGUGAUUGGAGCAAUAUUGAGUAAGAUUUUUGACUGUAUGGAAGCAGACGUGAUUCUGAACCAGUUCCGAGAAGAGCUACUGCUGUGCCUAGAUCAUUCCAAUGAGUCAAUCCAGCUAGUUUGUCUGAAACAGGUGAAGCGUAUAGCAGAUGAUAUCAAGUGUCAAUCUGAGGUUGAGGCUUUGUGUAAUGAUGUUGGUUUACUGACAUCAAUCAUAACUAGGAUUGGUGAUGAUUGUUUGUUAGUCGCUCAAGAGGCAUCAUUUACACUGGAUGCUAUAUGUAGCAAUCACAUCAUGGCUGUGCACUUCAUAUUCAGUGGAUCCUUACUUGGUCACAUCGGUAGAGUUGCCUCCAAGGGCGAUAUAGUAAAAUACAGGUUUUUUGAACUGGCAACAAAGGUAGCUACUUACAGCUCUGAGUCUAUGAUGGUUAUUGGAAAUUGUGGCCUUUUGCAAGACCUCAUCUUGGAUCUGAACACUGAUGAUGAACUUAUUCAAAUGAAUUCUAUUGAGAUGCUGAGUAACCUUGUGUGCAGUAAACAUGGGUUACUGUAUAUGAAUCAGCAAGGUGUUCUGUCCACAAUAGAGAACAUGUUGAUUGCUUCUGAGGUCAAACCAAUCUUACUUCCAUCUUUGUUCCGGUUCUUCAUCACCAUUUGCAAGGCUGAAUCAAGCCAAGUUUCUCUCUUACCGAAUUGCUUCUUGAAGUUGAGCCUUGACCUCCUUGGCAGUCAUGACAUGAGCUUAGUUGCCAAUGCAGUGGAUGCUGUCAAUGUAGUUGGAUUGAGUGUGGAAGGAAAAGAGGCCUUACUCAAACAAGGUCUUUUGAUGAAUGAAGGACUCACCCAAAUGGGUCUUAUUAUUCAGCGUCCUCCAGUAGAGGUUAGAAUAAGGAGUUUGAUGGCACUUGCAAACUUGUUCUCCUUGAGGGAUGAUGAACAAACAAGUGGAAUGCUCUCCAUCCUCGAGCAAUGGUUCAUGAAAAUCAGCAACAAUUCUCUUCAAACAAUUCUUGCAAUAUGCCAGCAACCUUUUCCUGAGCUUAAAUGUGCUGCACUGUCGGUCCUGAAGGCACUUGCUAAUCAGGAGUGGGCACAGAGAUUGAUGAAUCAGCACUGUGGUUUUCAUGAAUAUCUACUUGAUCGUAAAACUGAACAUGAGCAAACAGGUAAACAUGCAAAAUAUGAUGUCAUUAAGGUACUAGCAAAGUCAUCAACUUCUGCCCAUACUUUUGGUAGACCAUUUGUGUUAAAAAUGAUGGAGUAUGUGAAAGAGGGGCCCUUGUAUAAAAUAGUGCAAUCUAAAGUAGCUUUGCAAGAUUAACAAUAUCAGUUCAUUUAUCUUUGGCCAUUAAUAGUUGAAUGUUGAAAUUAACUUAGCUAUUAAAGGCACUGGAUACUAUUGGUAAUUACUCAAAAUAAUUAUUAGCAUACAAACUUACUUGGUAACGAGUA